This is a messenger RNA of Halteromyces radiatus, 614 nucleotides long. RefSeq lists its product as uncharacterized. The transcript has 6 exons. Lineage: Eukaryota; Fungi; Mucoromycota; Mucoromycetes; Mucorales; Cunninghamellaceae. The annotation marks the transcript as partial. Gene Ontology annotation, cellular component: nucleus. The record is from RefSeq and is a predicted model, not a curated record. Gene Ontology annotation, biological process: regulation of transcription by RNA polymerase II. Gene Ontology annotation, molecular function: RNA polymerase II cis-regulatory region sequence-specific DNA binding; DNA-binding transcription factor activity, RNA polymerase II-specific.
AAUUUGGAUGAUCUUUCUUUUUUAAUUUGUAUUUUGUUAGCCAAUCAUAUUUGAUUUUGUAUUUCUCUGCAUUAAUACACACAUACAUUUUUUUCCUUCCCUUUUUUUUGACAUUAUACAAGCCAUAUUUUGUAGCCAACUGAACAUUUGAUAUAAAAAUGGAUAUUCUUGAAUUGAUACAUAUUGAAAAUCAACUUGGUAGAAAUAAACCUCACAAAUGUACUAUGAUGAAUUGUACAAAGUCUUUUGGAAGACGUUCCGAUCUUGUUAGACAUCUCCGUAUUCAUACUAAUGAAAGACCAUACAAAUGUGAUGAAAUCGGAUGUGGUAAAAGUUUUAUACAGAGAUCUGCUUUGAAAGUACAUAUUCGUACUCAUUCUGGUGAAAGACCUCAUAUUUGUGAAGUGGAUGGUUGUGGAAAAAGUUUUAGUGAUAGUAGUUCAUUGGCAAGACACAGACGGAUUCAUACUGGAAAAAGACCUUACAAAUGUCGUAUACUUGGAUGCAAUAAACAAUUCGCAAGAAAAACUAUUUUGACCACUCAUCAAAAAGUAGCACACGAUACCUCCACCAAACAACGUACAACUCUUCAAUGGAGACCUUUGAAUGAACAA